Messenger RNA from Panicum virgatum (switchgrass), 1052 nucleotides. RefSeq lists its product as uncharacterized. The record is from RefSeq and is a predicted model, not a curated record. The transcript has a single exon. Lineage: Eukaryota; Viridiplantae; Streptophyta; Magnoliopsida; Poales; Poaceae. The coding region runs from base 412 to 840 and encodes 142 amino acids.
UGGGCUCUAGACCUGACCGUCUCGUCUCCAAUUCAACGGGGCCGGUGAGGCAGUUCAGGUGUCCGGACGUCCUUUGAGGUUGGUGAACGGCUGGUUCUGAUACGCCUUUUCAUGUUGACCUCCGCCACAAAUUGUUUUGUUUCCAGAAAAUCGCGUCGCGUUCGCUGGACAACUUCGCACAGCUCCCGGACCAUUUCUUUCUCGCCCAACCUGACCAAAAAAUACAGCUAGCUCAAUCCGCACACGAUCUGUGGGGAUCAGACAUUCAGACUUCAUCACGAAAAAGAAAGAAAACAGGCAGGCAGACACGCAAAGAUCAACGCAGCAGUUUCUUCCGCCUUUGCGUCUGCCACAUCGAUCCGGGCAGCAGCCAGCAGGCUUGAUCGACGCGAUCGAGUUCCUGGUCAGAGCAUGUCUCGGGAGCACCAUGAUCUGGGGAGAGCUGGCGGCACCGGCACCGGCACCGGCAGGCACGGCAGCAGCAGCAGCAGCAAGGCGUUUGUGUGGGACACGGGGAGCUCGCUGUACGACUCCUACGAGCUGGCCGCCGUGCGCCGGCUCCUCGACGGGCGCCUCCGCGCCGCCGGUGCCGGCGUCCUCCCUCUCCCCGACGAGGUCGAGCCGCCCGCCGCGGCAGAGCCGGGGGCCGAGAACAAGCGGGUCGCCGUGGCGGCCGGAGCCCGCAGGAAGGUGACGCUGCGGGCGCUCUUCAGGGCGGUGGCCACCUGGGCGGCCAGGCCAAGGCAGGCGCCGCUCGCCUGCGCCUGCGCUGGUACGGUGCAUCGUCAGGGUGGUGCCUCGGUUGAGCCGGCGGAUGUGCCGUCGCAUGGCCAACUUUGAUCGCCACUGCUGAAAGCUAGAUGGUCCGUUUUUGCAUUGGGGCAGGCUGUUCUUCUUCUUUUUGAUUGAUGUGUGGUGUGGAUGUGUUUUGUGUGUCAAGUGUGUUGGCCUGUCCAUGCUGUUGUUGUUCAUGGUCCCACCAACCAAAUCUGUAGGGAGAGGAAGCCUGGUCAGGCUACGGAUUUGUCAUUUGUGUGUGAGCACUUGGAACA